Molecule: messenger RNA, 14368 nt
Organism: Spirodela intermedia
Lineage: Eukaryota; Viridiplantae; Streptophyta; Magnoliopsida; Alismatales; Araceae
Source: the annotation of a GenBank genome assembly
AUGGAACUACGCGAGAACCCAUGGUCUCUCUCUCUCUCUCUCUCUCUCUCUCUCUCUCUCUCUCUCUCUCUCUCUCUCUCCCUCCCUCCCUCCCUUCCUCUCUCUCUCUCUCGCGCGCGCUAACACGUAGUUUUCUCCUGUGGAGGUCGCAGUCGAAGUGAUUGUUGAGUCUGGGAGGAAAAGGCCAGAAUAGAGGCGUCGACGGUCGCCGAAAUCACCAUCUCGACAGCUGCCUCCACGAUAGCCUGAAGAGUUGAGAUAGCCGCACCAAGAGCAGGUCUCCCGUUGAUGUUUACAAUUCCUGGGAUAUGAUUAGGUAUUUCUCGGCCGUAUCGAUCAGAUGAUCGUCCGGCAGGAGAUUCCAUCCCCGUCAAUUUGAUGACGAAGAAAGAUUAAUGAUUAUUCCUCUCUCUCUCUCUGUCUCCCUCCCUCCAUCCCUCCCUCCCUCCUGGGUGGAGAAAUAAUUCUUGUUAAUGAUUCAGAUACUUUCUUCUCUAUUAACUCGUACAGCAGCCUCCUCCCCAUACUCCACUCACGAUUAGGAUGAAGAUACUCUCACACACACACACACUGUCCCCCCUCGUAUAAUUUUACAGUUUUAUGAUCCCUCUCUCUCUAUCUAAAAGAGACAAAAAUUCAUUCUUUUCAUCGACCCUCCCCCUGUAUCAACGAUGGUAAACCCCUCUCUCUCUCUCUCUCUCUCUCUCUCUCUCUCUCUCUCUCUCUCUCCCCCUCCUGUGUGGAGAAAUAAUCCUUGUUUGUAGUAAAACACCCCUAAAACGAUUCAGAUACUCUCUCUCCUCUAUUAACUCGCACGGCGGCCUCCUCCCUCACUCCCCUCACAAUUUGGAGGAAGAUAAUCUCUCUCUCACACACACACACUGUUCCCCCUCGUAUAAUUUUACAGUUUUAUGAUCCCUCUCUCUCUAUCUAGAGAGACAAAAAAUUUCAACGACCCCUCUCCCUAUAUCAACGACGAUACCUCUCUCUCUCUCUCUCUCUCUCUCUCUCUCUCUCUGGGGGAGGAAGGGAGAAGGUACAUUGAACCAUGGUCAGGGGGGGGGGCAGAUGAGAAGAAGCCAACAGAUGGGUGGGGGUGGGGAAGAGGAAAUAUUCGGCGACUGGAAGAAAACAAAGGACGAACGUGAUCAACGAUAGAGGGAGGAAGGCGGGUCGUCAAUCCUCGUUGUUUUUCCUCACCUUCUUGAUGGCGGUCGUUCCGUCAAUUACUGCCCCUCGCCAUCACAGCAAGAGCGACCGCCACGAUCACGGCGUGCUGUCAUCAUACGCAUUUUUCUAUGGUCCAUCUACCUUCAUUCCCUUGUUUCCGUUUUAGAGAAAGAGAGUAGAAAGAAGCCUUCUUUGUCAAGGCGAUAGCUUUCAUGCAAAUCCAAGUUCCGACGAGGAAUACUUAAAUGCCCACUUAGAAGUAUGGCCGUCCGUUUAAAUGUUUACUUUGAGUAACACGAGAAGAGAGAGAGAGAGAGAGAGAGAGAGAGAGAGAUGUUUACGUCAUUUUUGCAAGUACUCGUGUUCUGUACCGUCCACUCAGUCAAAGCCCACGUUAGCUCAUGGAAUCACGUACAGAGAGAGAGAGAGAGAGAGAGAGUUUACCUCAUUUUUUAUGAACUCUGUGUUUUUGCACCGUCCAUUAAGUCAAGCCCUCCUUGGACGAUGGAAAUAUGUACGGUUUAUUAUAUAUAAAUCCGUGUAGAGAGAGAGAGAGAGAGAGAACACUAAUACCCAACUCGCGAAGAUGCAUUGUAGAUUUCCGGGCCCCCACGGGAGCAUCCACCUCCAAGUCAGAGAGCAGGGUGUGAGUUACGCCCCCCGGUUUGAGAUGCACGACUUCUAACCCAGAGUAGUUUAGUCAACUCAGCAACACGCCCGCCAAUUCAGAAAGCCUCACCCUAACCCCUACGUCUGUAUGGAAUACAGCAGCUGCGCCUUUUUGUGAGUAGAUACGCGAGCGAGCUCUAACAAGGAGACGACUAAAGUCCACUUGGUUGACCUAGAAAAUUUCCCGAUUAAGGGUGGGUGGGCUUUGGCCUCACCAGAGGCAGUUCAUACGACUCCUACUUCUCAGGCACAGGCGAAUUCAACCUUGCUUGCUGCGAAAUAUGCCCUACCAUAGAUGGUAACCCAGCGGUUGAGUCUGUGGGAAAAGUGUGGAAUAUCCCAAUUUACUACUGCUGUAGAUAAAUGGGUUUUACAUGGUCAAACUAGUCUCAUCGGGGAAUAUUCCUAUUAAUGGAAAGAUAGCCAUAAUGAGCCCGGUCAACUGAGAAGUAUCCCCAUAAUGAGUGCCUCUAGAGGUCUGAGGGUGGGGAUGUUCAUUAGUCAACCUAUGACAGUUGCAAGCAGAUAAAUGUGGGGGAUAGUAUAAAUGGUAAUUAAACGAGCUAAUCGUUAAUAUUAUAUAUAUAUAGAUAGAGAGAGAGAGAGAGAGAGAGAUGGGGCCAAUGAAAUGAGCUGAUUUUUGCAUGUAUUUUAAAAAAUAUAUGGAAAUUAUAAUGUAUGUCAUAAUAAGGCAUUGUAUUUUCAUUUAUUUUCAUUUAUUUGAGAUCCAUUUUUAUCAUUGGUAGUAUCGAGUGAGCUCGCAUGGCAGAGAGAGUGUUGCCGCCAGAUAAAGUCAGCAAUUUUUUUCAUUAAAUUAUUUCUUAGGUACUUAAUAUUUUUUAUUCAUAUAUGUAUAUUAAUGCAGAUGUAGAUAAGCAUGUGUCCGCGCUUCGUGAAGUUUCCAAAUCACGUGACUUUCUGCAACCGACCAACGAGAGUGCAUGAAAAUCCGGCGCCCACGUGAUCAGACAUGUUUUGUUUUAAAAAACAAUUUUCCAACCCACUCACUAAAUCCUUUCCACGCUGAAUAUAAUUUUUUGUUUCACAAAAUAAAUUAUGUUCCAUCACGUGACUCCCCCCACGUGUGAAGACAAUCGGGAAGUCCAGAGAAGCCAGAGGGUCCCACGCGGGAUGAUGCCUGGUGAUGACACAUGGCACGCCUUGCAGAAGCUUUUUAGCCCGGCCCGGAAGUUCCUGGCCCGCAGACAUCGGUAGGAUCUGGGCCCGAAAGCCCUUAAUCUUGUCCCGUCAUCAUCUCGACCAAAGUCCCUAUCUUAGACCCCAUCACCACUUUUUUGGAUUCGGGCCUAAAGUCGGGCCCGCUGGCUUCUGUACAAUUUGGCCCGAAAGCCCGUAAUCUCUUUCUUGUAUGCAGAUGAGGGCUUACCCCCAACUUGAUUCUAUCACCCCAGGUGGACCAAAGACCCCAUCUUUGGCAUCGGCCGAGCUCUUUUGCCUAGAAAUAAACCCCACACACAACUAUCCGAUCAAUCCCAUGCCCCCUAAUCUACACACAUCUCUCUCUCUCUCUCGGGUAGGUGCAUAUGCAGGCAGGCAUGGCCUGAGCAUAGAGAGAGAGAGAGAGAGAGAGAGAGAGAGAGAGAGAGAGAGAGAGAGGGAUUCCUACGCAAUCACUAACCCAGACUCAGUACGGGCCGGUGCAGUGAUAUCUAUCUAUGCUAUUUAAGGGGCUCGAUUCCGAGGUCCAAGCCAUUGCGGUCCAUGAACAGGUUCAGAAUCCUAUCCCAAUAUGGCAUAUCGCAAGGCCAAUAGAAAGCCCCUACAAGGCGAAAGGGGAAAAUACGAACAAUGUCUACUGAUUUUUCUUCAACUUUGAAGCAGGAGGAAGGGUAGAAGAAGAAGAAGAAGAAGCUGAUGAAGCAGCGAUGGCCCCACCGGAAGUUCUGAUGAUGAAGAGAGUAGUCUCAAGUAGCAUACCGCAGACCAAUCCGAGGAUGCCCCCAGCAGCGUUCUGCAAUGCCAAGCCCAAUAUUUUCAUUAGACCCGGUUUUUGGCUUGGGCUUAAGGAAGGGGAGCCCGGAAUCAGGCCCAAAAGGCCCAUUAACACCCUCUCUGGGAGCUCUACUGGGUCGGGAAUCGAAUGGAGCGGGAAGAGUUUAGGACUUACCAUAACAGCGCUGUGGUUAAACAAGGCUCUGAAUGCGGCGAACCCAACCAGAUAUCCGGUGAACAUAAUCAGCACCACAUGGAGACCUGCAAACCAGAACCCUGUCUUUGAGAUUUUUUUUUUUCUUCUUUUCUUUUUCUUUCCCAUUUAAGAAACUCAUCGGCAACCAGAAAACCCACGAUUCAAGCAGAAAUAAAUCUGAACAGAAAUAACACUGAUGAGCAGUUUCUGUUCAGUAGAUCAAAGAGGAUAAUGUAAUUAACUGUUAAGUUCUUGGAUUUCUAAUUAAAUGUAAUAUGGGUUUCUAAUUUACUAUACACCUAGCCUAGUUUUCGUUGACCAUGGAGAAACCCAGUCAGGAGAGUCAAUGUCUGACUUUCCCUUCUUCAUCAGUUGACUUUCCCCCAGGGAGCAAGAAACUCUAUGGGUUUGACCGGCAGAACAAGAACAUGAGCCAUAUACGUUUAAUUCACCACAGAACACUCACCACUUCCUACAGCGUUCCUAUAGGUUAAAGUUUCAGUCGUCCUGGGUAGUAGAAAUUUCGGCAUGAUGAAGAUGUCGAAGUCAGCUUGCUGGUUCACUAUUCUCAUCCUCAAGAGCAAAAAUCUAGGCAGGUCUUAAUUUCUCUCUCCUGAGUUUAUACAGCAUGAGAUUAAUGUAUAGGAGAAACUUUCAGUCACGCUCUCAUCAGAAAAAAAAAAGCAACCAAGAAAAGGUACUCAGGCGUCCAGUGAUUCAUAUGAAUUAAUAUAAGAAAACUUGAUAACCACCUCUUUAAAGUCUUACAAGUCAUUUUUUUAUCAAUUUUGGUGUCAGAAAGUAAGACCAAAGUCAACUACCCACUUCAAAGGAUAAAUCUACAACCGCAUAUAGGGUACAAGUCCAAAUCACUGAUAUAGGAGAUGUGUGUGUGUGUGUGUGUGUGUGUGUGUGUGUGUGUGUGUGUGUGUGUGUGUGUGUGUGUGUACAUAUAUGCAGAUAGACAGAUAGAUGGAUAACUCAGAAGAAGAAGAUGUGCCUCUUCAGUAGCGCCAAGAAAAACUCUGAAACAAAUUUAAUGACGAGAAAAUAUCAAUAAUAGCAGGAAAAUGAUGACAUUUACCAAACCCCAGCUGGUCCUUGUACGAGGAGAAAGGUUCAGAAGGUUCUUCCUUUGGCACGAUAUCUUUGACGAGUUCUCGGUAUGCCUUCCUCUCUCCCAUUUCUCCCAAAUUCCUCAGCCUUUCCUUCAAUUCCUCACUCUGCUCAUUCCAUGUGGUUAGUUAUGACUAUUAGUCAGUGAACAAAGCCCAAAAUGCUAAAGCAUCAUAAGCUAUGGGAUUAUUUGUUUCUCAGAUAUUCGUACCUUCUCCCGGGGCUUGGGGCUCUGAAGAACAAAUUCAGAGCUGGAGAUGAGAUGGCGAAGCGGUGGCCUCGUUGAUGGUAAUGAAUUCAACCAUAUAGUUCUGAGUGAUCUGUAGGAGAUGGAAUUCUGUAAAGAUAGUACAGAAGCGAGCUCCUGAAGAUCAGCGGAGAGAUUGGGCUCUUUAGCUGCAGAGAGGAGGAAGGAGCUGAUGUGCUUGUUCAUGGCUAUGACAAGGCCAGAGUCCAUCUUGCACUGGUCUGCUUCAACAGACUUCUUUACCUCCUUUCAGGCAUCUACUGAUAGAUUCCUUCAUAAAAAUGAUAUUAUUUCAACGAUAUCUUAAUGAUCCAAAUUUCUGAAUGGGAAAAAUAUCAACACGUACUAUAAGUCACCAUUUACGUACUUGAGAAUAUUCCUUGUACAGAGAAACCACGUCAAAUGCAUCCGUGCUACCACAGUCAAAUGCAAACGCUGGAAUCCACUUUGCAUGUUUGAUUGCAUCCUUACGUUAAAUAUGUUUCAGAUAUUGUAUUUUAUUCAAAAAAAAUCACCUGAUGUUUAUAUUUUUAGUAAAAUUAAAUAAAUUAAGCCGGGUUGCUUGCACAAACUCUUUGGUGUUUUGGCAUGCCAAGCAAGCACAUGUGAACCACAGAGCAAACGUCAAGCUAAUUAGUCCCGUGGUUAUCAAAUGUAGCAUACAGUGGAUUAAGGAAUUGGAAGAACUAAUAAGAUUACACAGCCACUAUUUCUUUCAAAUCAGAGAAAUAAAUGGAGACCCAAUGGUUAAUAAGAGAUGAUCAACCCUAAAAUUAUUAAAGCAGUCGUUCACGAUAAGGUUACCCAAUUUUUCUCUAAACGCAGAUGAUUUUCAAUCAGCAGGUGAUAAUGAGAUUCUGUAUGGUAGAAAACAAAAGGUUGCUACAAUUAUUUACAUUACGUCAGUUUCGCAUAUUUAUGUACCAGAAAAUAGUGCUUCCUGACGCCUACUUAGAAUGAGAAAUUUUAGCAAUGGAAGCAAAAACCUAAAUACGGAUCAGGAGGGAGAACCGCGUGAAUGCCGGAGGAGAUGAGCGGGUUGGAGCGGAUCUGAGGAGGAGGUACUCACUUGGAUCUGGUGGGGAGCAUCUUCCGCCGGCGACUCUGUUAGGGCUUCAAUGGAGGCGCCCCGGCGGCGGGCCGAGAGCAGACCGGAGGACUGGGAAGACCCAAAGCGUGAUCUUGGAGAUCCUCGAAGGGAAAGGAAGCAGCGCCGCCGGGGGGGACCUUCCGAGGAAGAACCAGAGAAGAACCGAGCGGAGGGAGACCAGUCCAAGGGGAUGAUAAUAUCUACUGGAUCCUCAGCCGGCGGCCUCCAACCUCCUCCUUUCUCUCUCUCUCUCUGCCUCUCUACGUCAGUAGUACCCACCACGAGGGACAGCCGGGGGAGUAAGGGAGUGGCACCGCCCGCUCUCUCUCUCUCUCUCUCUCUCUCUCUCUCUCUCUUCGCUGUGUCUUUCUCGGUUGCUCGCUCGCACGUCUUUUUCUUUCAAAAAAUGGAACAGGGAGGAAGGGAGAGAGAGAGAGAGAGAAUGGUUGAAGGAGAGAGAAGGAAGAAAGUUACAGAGGGACACGGCGCUUUAGGCAGAAAAGUCGGAGAAGUGAACGGCGACUGACCGGCCCGCCAUGACCGCCCCCCGUAGGAGGCCUUCCUCCCAAGGACAGGUCCGCUGCCAGCUGAAGAUCGUCCGGCUGGGAUUCAAUCUCCUCUUCCUGGUCCGUUGACCGGUCUCAACUCUCCUCGGCCGGCUCAAAUUAGAGGGCCUGUGAUCUGUCAUCUGGCCCAGAACGGCUUGUAACUUUAAGAGCUUGUAUUAUGAGUUCUCCGAUUCAAGGAGUAUAUUCUUCAUAAUUAUGUCUCUGAGAAAAAGGAAAAUUUAAAUAAAUAUUCAGAAUCAAAGGCUGAAAUUCAAGAUUGAGUUUUCCUUGUAAAGCGUUUGUAACAUUUGAAUUUCAGCCUUUGAUUCUGAAUAUUUAUUUAAAUUUUCCUUUUUCUCAGAGACAUAAUUAUGAAGAAUAUACUCCUUGAAUCGGAGAACUCCUAAUACAAGCUCUUAAAGUUACAAGCACCAAGAAGAUGUACAAAUAUGGCGACUGGAAACUGUCGAAAGAAGGAAAAAAUUUAACAUGCAGACGAUGAAGGUGGGUUUACAACGAAGGAUUAUACAUCCUACCAGAAUUCAAGUCCAUAAUCUUCUACCUGGCUUGUUCGGCGCCUUUGCCGCGAUCUCCCUUCAUCUAUAUCGCCUAGACUAACAGCUACCGAUGAGAGAACUCCGUUGAAUCGAAGGAAUUGAAAGACGUAUAAAUGGCAAAAACACUCCGAGGCAUGCAGUCAGGAACACCCAUUCAUACGGGAUUUACUAUGGACGAUAGAUCAAAAAAAUUUGACAGCCUAAGAUGUGAAACACACAGACUACCAGAUAAACCUUCAGAUCAUCGGUCCUUGAUAUACAUAGGCCGAUAAAAUACACCCGAAACAGUAAAUAAUAGCAUUAAUAAAGAAUGACGGCGUGGUUUCAGAGAGUGCGUACGGCAUGGAAAGCGGUAAUCGCAGUAGAGAAGAUGAGCGGGAAGCCUCUCGUGGCAGGGAACGUAGAGAUCACGGCGGCGUUCGCAGAGGAGUAGAUCGCAACCGGAGGAGGUGUGAGAUGAGCAGCCGCCCGCGGCCGUCGCGGAUAGCCUCGGCGACCGGAGAGAAUCGGAGGUUCAACACCCGACGGCGGAGGACCCCGGCCAGCGGAAUCGGCCGAGUUUUCGGAUCGGUCUGACCCGUUAUCCAAUUCCAGUUUCGGACGCUUCCGGCUUUGUCACUCGACCUAAGACGCUCGAUCUUAAUCCAACGGUUGAACAUUGCUACACUUUAACUGAUGUCACUCUUGUUAUUUUAAGCCUUUUACGUGCAGCUUAACCAACUUUUAUUUAAUUAUUAUAUUAAUAAAAUAAAUAUGUUUCUUCGUUUUCCUUAAAUAUCUCAAAUAUUCACGCUAGAAACCAUAUUAUUUCUCAAAACUUUAAGCCAUAUAUAAAAAAAAUUGCAUUGCUCGAGCUCACCUCGACUAAAAGGUGAUAUGUUUUUGGGCUUUUCUCUGUCUUCCACUAAAACUAUUUUAUUAAUCUAUUGACGACCUAAUUGACAAUAUAUAUAUAUAUUGGUGUAAAUACUUUCCAUCUCAUAUGAUCUAUUUUUAAAGUAUUUAUUAUAAUUUUAAUUUCAUUUUUUUACUUACACCACAAAUAUUACCUAUGUAAGCAUAAAUCAAUAUUUUUAUUUUAUGCAAUUAAAGGGAGACCCUUAUUGUCAUAUCACUACAUUCGAUGGUUCACAUGCUUUAAACUUUGACAUAAUAUCACUAAAUUAUAUUUAUUAUAUACAUCAUAUUUGAUUAGUUUAGAUACGUUCCAUCUCAUAUUGUCUAUCUUUGCAUCCAAUUGAAUAUUUCAUAAUUAUUUAUUUUAAUUAUAUUUUUUACUUACACAAGAAAGAUUACCUACGUAAGCAUAAAUUUCACUAUAUUAAACAUAAAAAAUUAUCAUUUUUUUUAUUUUAUGCGAUGAUUUUGUCAAUUGAAAUGUAGCCCCUUAUUGAGAUAUCACUACAUCUGAUGGUUCAUAGGCUUUUAAAACUCUGACAUAAUAUCAAAAAAUUCCUCAAGCACUUACACAACGCAUCAUAGCAAUAUAUACAGCCUUUCUCUUGAUAAAAUUUAUCAUACCAUAUGUUCUUGAAUCAAUGUUAUAUGAGGUGUUUCAUUAUUUAAUAUUCAUCCACGCUUUGAAAAUAUGUACCACAUGGAUUCUUCUUCAACGUCUUGCUUGGUCAAACAAUGAUGUUGAGACAUAAGACUAUGAGGUGAUUUUUUUAUUUAAAAAACAUUAAAUAUAAUUUAAGUGAGAAAUGCGUGGAAUGCCUAAAAUAGGGAAAUACGUAUAUACCAUAUGGGACACGUUUUACGUGCACAAUAUUAUGAAGAGAACAAGAUAAAAUAAUCAUAAGCAAAAAUUAAAUGGGGUGAGAAGACAUGUAACUUGAAAACUAUUUUUCAUUUUAUGUAAAUAAAAAAAAUAAAUAUAUAUGACGAAUUAGUAGAAAGUGGCCUGAUUCUCACAAAGUUGUUCCAAUUAAAAGCCAGUGGAUUAAUAUGAAUGGGUGUGUGUUGGGUAUGAGGGCCCAAGGGACUUCAUUAUUUAGUAAAGUAACACAUAUUGAGCUUCCAAAUAAAAAGACCAAGUCAAAUAUGGAGGGUUUAUCUAAAUCAUUAUGAUAAUUAGAUAAACCAUCCAUUGACUUCUAGAUUGAUCAUAAAUUAAUUUAUGGAUAACUUUCAUUGCAUGUGUGAAUGCAUGAACACUCCAGGGGUUUGCAAGUGUUCUGUGCACCUGAGAGUCAAAAGAUUGUAAUUAAUACUUCCUUUGAAAAAACAUUGACUAUAAUUUUCUACAUUAUUUUGGUAAGAAAGAGAUUAAUGGCAAUAGAUAUUAUGGUCAAUUAUGUUAUUUAUUAUGGAGGUGGAAUUAAAAAUGGGAUCAUUAAUCUUUUCUAAAACCAUAAUCAUUAACCGACCUUAGCUCAGUUGGUAGAGCGGAGGACUGUAGUGGGUUAGACUCGUUCAGAUAAAUCCUUAGGUCGCUGGUUCGAAUCCGGCAGGUCGGAAUUAAGUUUUUAUUUUCAAUAAUUUGAAUCAUGUAUUAUAACGUUCAUAAUUAUCGCCUCACUAAUCUGUUCAAAAACCUGUAACUUUGACCUUUUAAGGGAGGAUGUGGUGCAUUAAUGGCUACAGCCAGCCACCUGGGCUGGCGGCGGCGGCGGCGCCGUCCCCAGCUUAGUUGCCAGCCAGGCGGUGAGCCUGAACGCGCAAAACAAUGAAGUCUUAAAUAAUUACGCUGACUGCCGUCCUCACGGGGCUAAAUCGUUCGCAGAAUAGCUUGGUUCCCUGCGGUGACCCGACUCGAGAUGUUCGGCCGACGACCUAAUCGGGACACGUGGCAGCACUGUCAGUCCCAUCCGCCCCCCGUUCAAUGUGUCAACCCCUCUGCCUCAGCAUGCAACCAACAACCACCGCCCCACCGGUCUUUCAAUGCUUACCUCUCCUUCUGCACUUACCUCCCCCCGUCUCUCUCUCACUCCAUAUCUCUGCCUUCCGCCGCCUGCAUAAAUAUGAGCCGUCGUCUCUUCCCUCUCCUCAACCCUCUCUCUCUCUCUCUGUUUCUCUCUCUUUCUAUGCGGGAUAUGGCGCCGGCUUUCUUUCAUGAGGCGGAGAAGACGGUCUGCGUGAUGGACGCCGGCGGAAGGGUCGGGGCGGCGCUGGUGAAGAAGCUCCUCCGGCGAGGUUACACCGUACAUGCCGCCACCCAAGGUCCCCUCGCUCUCUCUCUCUCUUCUCUUCUCUUUCUCUCUCUAUUUGCAGACGGUGGAGUUGAGUGAUCAAGCUGAUAAUGGUUCUGGUGGUGUGGGCAGGCGAUCGGUGGGGAGUGGCGAAGCUCGCCGGCGGCGGUGAGAGCGAGCGGCUGAAGGUCUUCAGGGCGGACCCGUUCGACUACCAGAGCCUCCUGGACGCCGUCAGGGGAUGCUCCGGCCUAUUCUACUCCUUCGAGCCCCCCCCGGAACAACCCAGCUACGACGUAAGCUUCUCAAACGAGAUGAAAUCAGUGGCGGAAGAGCGGAGAUACGGGAGGUUGCUUCAUGGUUCCCUCUCUUGUUGCAGGAGUACAUGGCGGAGGUGGAGGUGAUGGCGGCCCAGAACGUGCUCGAGGCCUGCGCGCAGACGGAGAUGGUGGAGCGCGUUGUGUACACCUCGUCGGUUACCGCCGUCGUCUGGCGCGAAAGCCGCCGCCUCGUCCCCGGCCUUGACGAGCGCGACUGGAGCGAUCCCCACUUCUGCCGCAAAUUCCGGGUACCCCCAUUAAUCCCCUCCCCCUUCCUCCUCUUCCUCCUCCUAUCUUCUGCAAGAUCGCCGGUUGUGGGCAGCGGAAUUGAAUGGCCGGCUGAUCUCCAUUAAUUCCACCUCCUCCAUCCAUCCUUCUUCAAUGGUUGAUGGCCUUGCUUGUACUGCAACAGCUGUGGCACGCGCUGGCGAAGACGCUAGCGGAGAAGGCAGCCUGGGCGCUGGCAAUGGACAGGGGGGUCGGCAUGGUCGCCAUUAACGGGGGCCUGCUGGCCGGGCCGGGGCUCUCUGUAGCCACCAGCCCUUACCUGAGAGGCGCCGCCGAGAUGUACGAAGACGGGCUACUGGUCACCGUUGAGGACGACUUUCUCGCCGACGCCCAUAUCUGCGCCUUCGAGGACCCCACCGCCUACGGCCGCUACCUCUGCUUCAACCGCGUCGUGUGCCGCCCCGAGGACGCCGCUGAGCUCGCCAAGAUGAUGGCCGUCCCCUGCCCGCCGCCCUCCAGCAGGUAAAAGAAUAAAACCUCCGAUCAAACCGGCAGGAGAAGAAAUGAGGGUAGAAUGGUGAAUAUGGUGACUUAUGUGGCCGUUUUUGUUUUGCUAUUCUUAGUGAGGACUUCAAGAUCGUGCGUCAGAGGAUCCAGGGGGAGAAGCUGAGCAAACUGAUGUUGGGAUUCGGAGGGGGGCUGGAAGCGGAGAUCGUCCAUUAGAUCUGUUUCGACGGCCAGGAUCGGUUUAGCGGGAGAUGCACGGGCCCCGUGCCAGCGCUUCGCACGGAGUUUCGGAGAAAAGUCUCUUCUUGAUUCCCUAGUUAUGGCGACCACGUGGGCAGAUUUGGACACGUCACGUCAGCACGAUGUGCCGCCGUCCGUUCCUUUUCUAGGGCUACAUUUGCAAAAAAAUGUUUUAUUAAUAUGAUUGCAUAUAUACAUUUUUUGUAUUAAUGUUGUCCCUCACGGAGUACAGUCAAACCCAGUCCCAAUCAGCCAGUCUGUGAACGUGUUCUACGAGACUGUGAGAAGGCGGGAAAUUACAAGUGUACCCUCACUCACUGCCAUAUUAUCAAAAAUCCUCGAGACGUGUAUGAUCGUGCGAUGCAAGACAAACUUAGGGGCUUUUCUGUACUUUAUUUCAGAAUCUUCCAGAAUGCGUCGGUCCGACUGUACGGAUGGCACUAGUGGGGAGAUAAAAAAUAAAAAAUACUAUAUCAUCCGGCAUUUGCCGACCUGUGCUAUAAUUCUGCAGGUAUAUAGCAUGAUUCUUGCUAUCCACGUGGCCGUCGGAUUAUUCGAAUCAUUAAAUAUCAGAAUACAUAUUAAUUAUAUAUCUUUAUUUAACCAUAUUUUAUAGGCAAACUUUCCGAAUAUAUUUAUACAUACUCUCUCUCUCUCUCUCCCUAAUGGGUACAUAUCGACAGGCCCAGGCCCAAAACACAUUUGUUGGGCUUCUCUCAGAGCGCAUGUCACUGGGCUCUCUCUAAUUGGGCUAUAGACGAGGGGAAGCCCACCGAUCACCACCGGUCCAGAAAUUAUAACCACAUUUGGAAAAAAAAGAAAGAAAAAAAGGGGGGAACGUUGAUCAUAAAAUGGACGUCGGGUGUAUUUUUUAAAUAUGUAAAAUAACUGAGUUUUAUUAAAAUAAUUUAACCAGAGGGGAGUGGCAUCCGAUGGGAAGGACAGAUUUUGAUGGGGAGAGAUGCGACCUUCAAUUAAGCAGAAAAUUCUGUCUGGCUUUGGGUUGACCAGCGGAGAUCAGCUGAGAUGGGAGGUCGGAAGGACUCGACGUUGACCUUUGUCGGUCAGACACAGUCUACGUCGGGCUAUCCCGCUUAUUAAUAAUCAGUUUGACCUUGAGUGGAGCGCUUAAAGGAUUCUCCGUUGAGAUCAAGCUGGCGUCCUGUUCUGCCGUUCUGGGCCAGAUGACAGAUCACAGGCCCUCUAAUUUGAGCCGGCCGAGGAGAGUUGAGACCGGUCAACGGACCAGGAAGAGGAGAUUGAAUCCCAGCCGGACGAUCUUCAGCUGGCAGCGGACCUGUCUUUGGGAGGAAGGCCUCCUACGGGGGGCGGUCAUGGCGGGCCGGUCAGUCGCCGUUCACUUCUCCGACUUUUCUGCCUAAAGCGCCGUGUCCCUCUGUAACUUUCUUCCUUCUCUCUCCUUCAACCAUUCUCUCUCUCUCUCUCUCCCUUCCUCCCUGUUCCAUUUUUUGAAAGAAAAAGACGUGCGAGCGAGCAACCGAGAAAGACACAGCGAAGAGAGAGAGAGAGAGAGAGAGAGAGAGAGAGCGGGCGGUGCCACUCCCUUACUCCCCCGGCUGUCCCUCGUGGUGGGUACUACUGACGUAGAGAGGCAGAGAGAGAGAGAGAAAGGAGGAGGUUGGAGGCCGCCGGCUGAGGAUCCAGUAGAUAUUAUCAUCCCCUUGGACUGGUCUCCCUCCGCUAGGUUCUUCUCUGGUUCUUCCUCGGAAGGUCCCCCCCGGCGGCGCUGCUUCCUUUCCCUUCGAGGAUCUCCAAGAUCACGCUUUGGGUCUUCCCAGUCCUCCGGUCUGCUCUCGGCCCGCCGCCGGGGCGCCUCCAUUGAAGCCCUAACAGAGUCGCCGGCGGAAGAUGCUCCCCACCAGAUCCAAGUGAGUACCUCCUCCUCAGAUCCGCUCCAACCCGCUCAUCUCCUCCGGCAUUCACGCGGUUCUCCCUCCUGAUCCGCAUUUAGGUUUUUGCUUCCAUUGCUGUUCGUCUUUCCCUUCUGCAAUUGCCUCUUCCUCCCAUUGAUCAAGCCUCCGGCGAUCUCUUCUUCUCCGGGGGAUUAGGGUUCUUCCGGCAAUCACCGGAGCAGCCUGAUUCUUCCGAUCGCUCCUCUGGUUGAUGCUUCCCGAUGAAUGUUCGAUGAACUGGUUCCGGUUGCAGGUCCGGCUUGCCGGAGACCCCGAACAGCAAGACCUCGCCGGGGAGCUUGAGCAGAUCCGGGCUGUCGGAGGCCUCGAACAAGGCGGCGCCGCCGGCGACCCCCAGAGUCAGCAAGCUGGCCAGAACGCCGUCCAAGUCGGAGCCCGAGUCGCCGCUGCGCCCUUCCAUCGACCGCUCGCCGAAGUCGCUGGAGCGGAGAUCGCCGAAAGGCAGCACGCCCCCCGAUGUAG